This is a messenger RNA of Iphiclides podalirius (scarce swallowtail), 885 nucleotides long. The record is from the annotation of a GenBank genome assembly. Lineage: Eukaryota; Metazoa; Arthropoda; Insecta; Lepidoptera; Papilionidae.
AUGUCUGACAAACCGGUUGAUGACGAUGCUCCUUCAGACAGCAGUCUUCUGGUAAUAAUCGUUGACACUAAUCCAAAUCAGCGGUACAUAACAGAUGAUCCCAAAGUGUUGACUGGAUGUCUUGAUGCAGUCAUAGCUUUUGCUAAUUCUCACUUAAUGCAAAAAUCUAGAAAUCUACUUGCAGUCAUCGGUUGCCAUUUUCAUAGAAGUGACUACCUGUACCCGUCUCCAGGCAAGCCAUUAGAUGUAAGACAGAUAGACGGACAAUAUGAACUGUUUACAUUAGUUGAGAAAACAAUUAAGAUGAGAUUGGUGAAUUUGAUUAAAAGUCAGCCACAAGAAGAGAAACCUGGUGAAUCCCUCCUUGCUGGAGCAUUAGCUAUGGGUCUUUGCUUUAUCUCCAGGAUGCGCCGUCAAGCUCCAACAGGUCUUCGUAUGAGUAGCCGUAUCCUCAUUGUUACAGGAAGUGCAGACACAGCUGCCCAAUAUAUAAAUUAUAUGAAUGUAUUUUUUACUGCCCAGAAACAGCAAGUUUUGAUAGAUGUAUGUUCAUUGGACAAGCACCUCAGUCUGUUGCAGCAGGGUUGUGAUAUCACAGGAGGAUUGUACCUUAAAGUGCCGUCGCUAGAAGGCUUAUUACAGUAUUUAUUGUGGGUUUUCCUGCCUGAGGCGUCGGAACGGAAAGAGCUGGUGCUACCGGGGAGGGGCAGAGUAGACUACCGAGCGGCGUGCUUCUGCCAUAGAGAGCUGCUCACCAUCGGAUAUGUGUGCUCAGUUUGCUUAAGCGUGUUUUGCAAAUUCAGUCCCAUCUGCACGACUUGUCACACCGUUUUCAAAAUCGGCGGUCCUCUGCCGAUCAAGCCCAAGAAGAAGAAAAUGAAAGUU